AUGUCAAUACAAUUUUCAUCCGAAGAAGACCAAUAUGCACUCAGUGCAAACAAAAUUACUUCAUCAACCUAUGCAGCGAAUGCUAAUGUUACUAUUGACUAUAUCAAAGUUGGUGGUUGUAAUUCAACAAUUGUAGCUCGAGUUGGUAAGUAUUAUCAAACAAUAAGUUCUUCAUUAAAUCUAAUUUUUUAUGCAGGUGAUUAUUGUGAUCAUGUUGUGACAAUAACAAUUGCAGCAUUGAAUAGUUCGAAUUCUUCAAUUGAUCUAAGUGUUGAAAUUAUCCUACUUGAUAAUUAUACUUCUGUUAUGCAAAUGUCAAAACCUGCAAUAACAUAUGUCGGUGGAAAUUUUCUUAAUUCAGGAAAUCUUUAUCGACCAACAAUUACCUUGAUAUCCCAAUCGACUACAUCUCAAUUUGAUGAUGCUCGUAUUGAUUUCGGAAUAGUUGUCAACAAUGGUCUUGUUGCACCGAAUAAUGAUACAGAAAGUACAAUUACAAUUUCCUUUCGUAGUGUUGUUAUUAGUAAUCCAAGUUAUCAAGUCGAUGGAGCUGCAUAUUGGGUUACUGUUGGCGUUGAAUAUAAUAAUGCUUCAGAAAUAUGGAUUGGUCAAACAUUAUUCAAUUUUUCUAAUAGUUCGAAUGGUGGAUCGGGUUCUUUUACAAUUGGUACUAUCAGUAAUUCAAGUUUACAAAUUCCUCAAGGUUCACCAUUUGCAUUAUCAGUUCCAAUUAAUUAUAAUAAUACAUAUGCAUCAAAUUUUGUUUUUACAAUUACAAAUAAUAAUCCAUCACAAUUAGGACUUUGUUCAGCAUAUGUUCAAAGUGCAUCUGCUGGUUUCGCACAUUUACCAACGUUAGGUUAUGAAAUAUCACAAUCUUUAACAACUUCAUUAACUAAUAAUCAAAUUUCAAUUCGUCUUGGUCAAAUUGUUAAUACACGUAUGUUGAUUGUUUCAUUAGUUUCAAAAUUUAUCACAUUAUUUCUUUUUUCGUUCCUAUUAACAGAAUCCUACAGUGGUACAUCAUCAACUCUUUAUAUAGUUGCUUAUGGACGCAUAUUUAAAACUGAUAGUAGUAGUUCAUAUAUAGCUGGUACAAUGUCUGUUCAAAUAAAUACAACAACAAGUUCACCAGUGACACAAACUUUUACCAUCUAUGCAAUACCAGCUGUUAUAGCUUAUUCUUUAAAUGGUUCGAUACCAACAUUGUCUCUUGUACAACAAACAAAUGUAGUUGGUAUCUAUCAAACAUUACAAUUGACAGUAACAAUGGUUCUUCCGAGUAGUUUUUCUGCACCAGUUCUUAUUGAUUUACAUGGUUCAUUGAAUACAUCAAUACCAAAUUUAAAACCAUGUACAAUUAUAUUUCAAUCAGCUGGUGAAAAUGUUGGUAGUUCAAAUCCUCAAUGUGCUGAUCAAAGUUUAUCAAGAUUCACUUAUACAUCAAGUGAUAAUUCAACUAUUUAUAAUCAAUUAUCAUAUGAUUAUGGUGUUAUGUCUAAUAUGGGUGCACGUUCAACAAUUUAUUCUACUACAGUUAAUACAAUUGUUUUUAAUGCAAUUUUUCAAGUAUUAAAUACAACAGAAAGUGUUGUUUCACCAACUAUUAUUGUCACAUUUGGAAAUAAUACAAUAUGGCUUAGUAGUACUAAUAUAAAUGUCACAACAAUAAAUUAUAAUAUAACAAAUGCAACUCAACCAACUUUCUCAUUAUCCUAUGAAACAAAUAGUACAACUAAUCAAUCAGCUACAAUUUUAGGAAAUACACGUUUAUUUUAUUAUGAUAUAUAUACAAAAGCAAGUGGGAUCUAUACACCAAUGGUAUUAAGAAUAACAACAAAUGAAACAUCAUUGGGUAGUGGAAUACCAGCUGCAAGUAUUUGUCUUGUUAAAAUUUUAUAUGUUGGAUCAAAUCUUCCAUGUCUAAUUCAAACACUUUAUAAUCAAGAUCAAUCACCAUUUAUUACUUAUUCAUCAAGAUAUAAUCAACGUAAAAAUGAUACUGUGAAUAUACAAUUUGGUCCAUUAUGUAAUUAUCAAACGACACAAACUGAUAAUAGUCUUGGUCAAAUUCGUGUUGGUGUUUAUGUCAAAAUUGAAUCAUCAUUAGGUGAUGGACAGAGUACUCAUGUUAGUGUCGAUGUUUAUUAUACACCAUCAAAUCUUUGGAUUGGACAAAUGCCUUUUACAGGAUAUCAAGCAGUUAGUCCACCAAAUGUUGUGGGAACACCUUUAAUUUUUCCAUUUAAUUCAACAACACAAUCAUUCGAUAGAAAUUCAUUAACAAUUGUCAAUUAUGGUUUAAAAAUUCCAGUUGCUUCAGUUGGAACUUAUUCAUCAUUGAAUAGUGCUAUUGUCAAUGAAGUUAAUCAACACACAAGUGUGUGUCGUGUUGAUAUAUCACCAAAUCGUGGUAGAAAUGUUCCAUGUUCAAAUGAUGUAUCAUCAGUAUUUACUUAUAAUUCAAAUGGAUAUUCUUCAAUAGCAACAACAGAUCUUGGAAUGAUUUGUAAUCUAGCUUCGAAUACUUCGACAUUGAAUUCAUCAUUAUCAAUUGAUUCGGAUACAUUAACUAUUCAAGUUUUUCUUCUUGCUACAUUACAAACAAGUUCAACAUUUGAUUUAACUCUAUCAAAUUUAAUACCAUCUGGUCACACAGCAUUAGGAACAUUAACAUCAACAUUUAAUAGUGGUUUAACAAAUAACUUUGGAUAUAUAUCGUCGAUGAAUUCAUUAAAUGCAACAAAUUAUCAACAAUUAAAUGAUACAAACAAUAGUUCAUUUGUUUAUCUUGGUCAAGAUAUAUUAAUACGUACACAAAUUGUACUUACCAAUAAUCUAAGCAGUCAAUCGUGUUAUCCAUUAUUAUUUGAAUUCGGUUUUACACCAUCAAAUAUUGAUGCAGCUUAUUUUACAAAUGCAUUUUUUAUUAAUUCUGGUGACAAUUUAAUGUGUAUGCAAACGAAAGCAACACCAAUUCUUAGCAGUGGUGGUUCAACGAUUUACAAUACUUCAAUGUAUCUCGAUCUUGGUGUAGUAUGUUAUUAUCCAAUUGAUCCUAUGAAUAUAUCAGCAAGCACAUUAAUUAUUCAAAGUAAUGCUCGUGUACCAGUGACAACAACAGUUCCAGUAGGUAAUCAAAUAUCAAUAAAUAUAGCAGCUUUAGUUAAUAAUAAUCAAUCAAGUUUAAAUACAAGUAUUUCAUUAAUUGUAAAAAAUCAUACAACUUAUUCUGGCUUUACAUUAUUUUCAAAUGAUACAGCAAAUAUACUUAUAGCAACAACAAAUUCAACAAUACAAAGUGACAUACGUCAAAUAGUGACAUAUACAUUUAAAAUAUAUUUACCAACAUAUUCUCAAGGACGUUUACAAAUUUUCAUAGCUAGUACACAAAUGUCAAAUAGUGUUACAAUUAAUAUCAUAUCAGCUGAUAUACUUUCAGCUGGUAUUAAUGUUGGAUCAUUUAUGCAUGAAUAUAUACUUGGAAAUAAAUAUCAGUGGAGUUAUUCAUCAAGUGUAUUAGGCUCGAGUUAUCAAGAUACAGCUUAUCUUGAUUUAGGUGUUGUAACAAAUACAGGAACAUCGGCUAUGUUAAAUACAUUUUCAAAUAUAACAGAUAAUUUUAUUGUUGUUCAAGCAAAUGGAUAUUUAACAGAUAGUCCAUUAGCUGAAGAAAAUUCUACAUUUAGCGUUGUUUUAACUGCGAUUUAUGGAGGAAUUAAUGUUUCAAAUUCAUUUUUAAGUGUUGUCUCUAGAAAUGGAACUGAACAACCAAUUAUGUUUAUUAAUCAUACUGAUAUUACUAGUGGAAGCUAUGGAAUAGGAUCAACAUAUAGUGGUAUAAUUCAAUAUGGUCAUGAAAAUAAUUCUAAAGCUGAAUGUAUUAAUGCUCAAAUCAUAAUUUAUUUACCAACAUGGAUAUCAUUCCAAAGUUACAAUUCAACAACUCCAGCAGUAAAUUAUACAAAUGAUAAUAAUUCAUAUGUUCUAUUCAAUUUGGGUACAAUUUUAUUUAAUGAUGUUGGUUCAUUAACAUUUACUCUUAAUAUUGGUACAUCAAAUCAGAUGACUUUAGUUUAUCAAAGAUAUAAUUCACCAAGUAUUACAAUACCUUAUGAAUUGAUCUGUAUGAAACGUUCAAGAGCCAAUGCAACAUAUAAUUCUGCAUCAAAAAUAUUUGCUUUUAAUGAUAUUAUAUCUUUAUCAACAUCAGUAGUAUCUGUUUUAAAUUAUGUAACUUUACUCGAUACAUUAAAUUCUUGCCAAUUUACAACAAGUGUUAUUGGAUCAGAUGCAUCAUUAGUUCGAACAACUGGCUGGCAAACUGGCUAUCGAUCAAACCAAUGGAUGUUAUCUGGUAGUACUUAUGUACAAAUCAAUUUUGGUAAUUUAACAUUAAUUAAUGGAAUACAAUUAACUGUGCCCGCAUCAUUUGCAUCGAUUCUUUUUGUUCAACUCGGUUAUAGUUGGGAUGGAAAUAGUUUUGCUGUAGAUUCAACAAAAUAUUUCGUAAAUGGUAGUUCAUCAUAUAUAUUCCCAUUAUCAAAAUCAUUAUUGAUUCGAUAUUUACGUGUUUAUUUAAUUGAUGUUGUACAACCGAGUGAUUUAUCAAUAAAAACAUCAGGUUUUAUUCUUAAUAUAACUGGUAUAGUUAAUUCAACGAAUGUAACUGUUGCAAAUGUUUGUCCUAGUGUAUCAAACACACUAUCACCACGAACAAUACUUGUGGCACCUCCUGCACAAGUAGGUCUCACCUAUUCCAAUGAUGUAUAUGUUUGUGAUGAAACAAUAACAAGAACAUUGAUUUUAUGCCAUGUACUUUUCAAUGGUAAUAUGUCAACAUUAGCUACAUGGACUGGUAAGCAGUUUCUUUCAUUAGAUCUGAUUGAUUCUUUUUCUUUAGCUUUGAAUACAACUGUAGCAAAUAUUCAGUUAUUUGUAUAUGAUACUGUACAACAAAUACAAUCUUUAUAUGGAUAUGCCCAAGAUGGUGUAUCAAUAGUACGUAGUGAUGAUCGUGGUCUAACAUGGUUUGUAACUGAUUUCGCGGAAUAUUUAAAUGUGACAGCACAAUGUAAUGUAAAUUCAACAGUAUGUACAAUGAGUGAAUCGUAUCCAUUAAUGAAUAGUUCACCGGGUUAUUUACAAUUACAAAAUGGUACUGUACCGUGGACAGCUUCCAUUAAUGGACUUUGGACACAACCAUUAAGUGGAACUUUAGCAUUUGAUUGGUUUGAAUAUUAA
Messenger RNA from Rotaria sp. Silwood2, 5244 nucleotides. NCBI's taxonomy places the organism in Eukaryota, Metazoa, Rotifera, Eurotatoria, Philodinida, Philodinidae. The record is from the annotation of a GenBank genome assembly.